AUGCUAAUAGCCAUCGUUGCUGGGGCCUUUCUGCUAUUGUUGCUGCUAUCAGUGUUGCUUUGCUGCUGUUGUCGCUGCUGCUGCUUCGAGGAGACAGCUGUUGGAGCUAAGACGCGAGGCGAGGAAAGAGUUUUCGACAAAAGGAGGAUGGACAGCGUCUUUAUGGAAAGGGAUGCAAGAAAAGAUGAUAUCAGUAGGAAACAACGAACAAAGAGCGUAGUAUCCAUGGAAUCUCUGGACGGGUACAAAGUUAAUGAAGUAAAACCCAGGUCAAUGCGACUGGUCAGUGUAGACAGUCAUCAUUCCUUGGACGCAGCUCCAAUACUGAUACCGUCAUCUUCGGGAAAGCACUCUACACGUCUCAACACGCCGAUGGCUAAGACCGCUGGCACGCAAUAUGAACGGAUCAAUACAACACCGAAGAUCAGGGCUGCUGGGACCCAGUAUGAAGAUGUCACAGAGCGUGUCAUAUACCCCUCACCCAAGUCCAAGACUUUCGGUACACAGUAUGAAUGCAUCGAGGAAGAAAUGCCAACUAAAGAAAUUGGAACCAUAACUGACAGACGAGGCUCUUUAACAUCUAAUGUGUCGCCGUUUCCUUCAUACACAUCAUCCGAAAGAACGCAACGAACUCUUAGAGCUGUCGCACCGAUGCAAGUCAAUCCGGAAGUUACGGCUCCCAUAGUAAUGACGAAAAUGGACGCGUCUACUUCCGCUAUGAGUAGUCCAGAACGGAGGUUUAAAUCGGCAAAUGUCCAAACGGAUUUAAGUGUAUUAAAACCACCCUCUCCACUUCCACAAAGUCGCCCUACUAAAUCAACAUCUACUGGAUCGUCAUCUUCACUUGUUGGAAGUAAAAUGACAGUGUUACCCCAAGAAUCUUUAAACGGAACAACUAAAUCGGUAGAUGCUAGUAGUUUAAGCAUUCCAUCGACAGCGAUAAGUGACCACAGAGUGCCUUUUAGUGACAUCGCUAGUUGUCCAACGGUUGUCCCACUACGACCACAAGACAUACCAAAAACUCGUGACCGGGAUCAUUCCUUUCUGCGCUAUCCAUCCAAGGCUGCUAGCCAUCCUAUUACACUCUGGGACAUACCACUGAAAAGUUACCCGGACAGUAUAACGUAUCCCGGAAAUGAUAGUUCGGGCGACGUCUCUCCUUCUGUAAAUCGUAUCGAAUACAACACCAUAUACGACAACCGUGUAAGUAAUACAGACAAUACAUACAUUCACAAUUUUCUCGAAGAUGCUAAGAAAAUGGCGCGAAAACCUAAAGUCUCGCGACCGCCGAGACUUGCUGCGAUACCAGCGCAUGUUGAAUCACCAGUUGGCAUGUAUGAUCCUUUCCCAGAGACGGGAGAUGCACAUGGCAUUAUAAAACCCGGACUUGAGAAACAAACGACAUUCAAUAACAUACCAGCAGUGAAAGGUCCAGAGGUGCGAGCGAUUCUGUAUGAGCCACAUCGUUUGAAGGAGUCCACGGAUUGUUAA
Ylistrum balloti is the source of this 1491-nucleotide messenger RNA. RefSeq lists its product as uncharacterized. Bases 1 to 1491 code for a protein of 496 amino acids. NCBI's taxonomy places the organism in Eukaryota, Metazoa, Mollusca, Bivalvia, Pectinida, Pectinidae. The record is from RefSeq and is a predicted model, not a curated record. The transcript is spliced from 2 exons.